AUGAGCCCCUUCCGCUUAGUUUAUGGAAAAGCAUGUCACCUCCCAGUAGAGAUAGAACACAAAGCAUAUUGGGUAGUGAGAGAGAUUAACAUUGGAUUUGAGAAGGUCGGAGCUGAACGGAAGAUGCAGCUACAAGAAUUAGAGAACCUUCGUCUAGAAGCAUAUGACAACUCUAGGCGAUACAAAGAGAAGAUGAAGGCCGUGCAUGACAAGCACAUUAAAAGGAGAGAGUUCAGACCAGGGGAAUUGGUUCUCUUCUACAACUCUAGACUAAGGCUCAUGCCAAGCAAGCUGAGAUCAGGAUGGGAAGGCCCCUAUAGAGUAGAGAAGGCAGAGCCAUAUGGAAUCUUUCACCUAAGUCAUCCUUCAAGCUCUAAAUUCAUCAAGGUAAAUGAACAUCGCCUUAAGCUAUAUCACGGUGAGCAGAUGAAGAAAAGUAAGGAGCUGGAGAUCUUUCUCUUGGAGGAUCCACCCACAGCAGAAGACUGA
This is a messenger RNA of Arachis duranensis, 489 nucleotides long. RefSeq lists its product as uncharacterized. The record is from RefSeq and is a predicted model, not a curated record. Lineage: Eukaryota; Viridiplantae; Streptophyta; Magnoliopsida; Fabales; Fabaceae. The coding region runs from base 1 to 489 and encodes 162 amino acids. The transcript has a single exon.